UUUUUAGAGUUUACUAUUGAUGUUUCAUCUGAUUCGUACAAUGUUCCUGGUACUUUUUAUGCGUGUGAUAUAUGUCAAAAACAAUUUUCUGCCAAGUCAUUCCUCAAUCGACAUUAUCUCAUACAUACAGGAGAAAAGCCUUUUAAGUGCGGAAAAUGUGGAAAGAGCUUUGCUCAGAAAGGAAACCUCAUGAGACACCUGAAAAGUCACCAAGGAAUUAAGCCAUUCAAAUGUGUAAUGUGUGAUAUGGUGUUUACCUGCAAGCAAAACAUGAGGUCUCAUGCACAUGUUAAACACUUUUUUUUUCUAGGUUCCAUUUAUUCCACUGAUGUUUCAAAUUCUAGUUUUGACUCCAUCCUUCAUAAGUGUAAUUUUUGUCACCAACAAUUUCCGUUCAAAUCCACUCUCAAUGUGCACAUGCGUUGUCACACUGGAGAACGUCCAUUUGCUUGUAAAAUAUGUGGCAAAAAUUUCACUCAAAGAGGAAACCUUAACAUGCACAUGAAAAUUCAUGUGCAACUAAGAAAAUGUUUGUGAAAAUUUUGCAAUGCAUGUGUCACUUAAUAUGUUUUUUUUUUUCAAUAACGGCAGGCACUGAACUUUUGUUCUUUGCCUUAGAAGA
Messenger RNA from Parasteatoda tepidariorum (common house spider), 622 nucleotides. The record is from RefSeq and is a predicted model, not a curated record. NCBI's taxonomy places the organism in Eukaryota, Metazoa, Arthropoda, Arachnida, Araneae, Theridiidae.